Molecule: messenger RNA, 2796 nt
Organism: Hyla sarda
Lineage: Eukaryota; Metazoa; Chordata; Amphibia; Anura; Hylidae
Product: solute carrier family 22 member 13-like
Biological process (GO): transmembrane transport
Cellular component (GO): membrane
Molecular function (GO): transmembrane transporter activity
Source: RefSeq, a predicted model, not a curated record
UCGGAUGACAAUGACGGACUUUGGGGAAAUCCUAAAACAUGUUGGGGAAUUCGGUCGCUUUCAGAAAUGUUUGGUCUUCAUGUUGUGUUUUCUUAGUUUUUUCAAUGCUUUCCACAUGUUUGGACAGGUGUUUAUGGGAAUCUCUGUCCCUCACCACUGCAAUACUAGCUGGAUUCUGGCAAUAAAUCCAAAUCUGACUGAGGAAAACCAGCGGAAUUUAACCAUCCCACGUAAUGAACAUGGAAGCUACGAGCAAUGCCGCAUGUACACUCCAGUGGACUGGGAUAUGGAAACUAUUGAGAGGUUGGGACUUAAUAGCACUGAGGACUGCCAGAAUGGAUGGGUGUAUGACAAGUCACAGCAAAAGUCAACAUUGGUCACUGAGUUCGACCUGGUGUGUCACAGAAAAGAACAGACGGAUAUUUCCCAGUCCAUCUACAUGUUGGGACUCCUUAUUGGAUCCAUUAUUUUUGGUCCCUUAGGAGACAGGAUUGGGAGGCGUCCUGUUAUAUUAAUCUCAAUGUUAUUGAUGUUCUCGUUUGGUGUCGGAGCUGCAUUUGUUACGGAUUUCUACGUCUAUACAGCCCUGAGAUGUGUUGUCGGAAUCGCCAUGUCAGGGGUCCUGAUUAAUAAUCUCGUAUUAGUUGCAGAGUGGGUGGGAUCUUCUGGUCAUGUCUGCUUUGCGGUGGGACAGAUGGUUCUGGCCGGGCUUAGUUAUGGCAUUAGGAAUUGGAGAUUGCUACAGAUUGCUUGUUCUGCACCCACAGGCUUAUUAUUCUUCUAUAUUUGGGUUCUUCCAGAAUCGCCCAGAUGGCUUUUAACUAAAGGAAAACAUAAAAAAGCAAAAAAUCUUCUCCAAAAAGCAGCAUCCUUUAAUAGAAGAAAUUUACCAGAAGCAUUGCUAAUAAAGUUACAAGAAGAAAAAGAAACUACCGGUAAAUCUGGAACUAUGGUUGAUCUGUUCAGAAUUCCCAGUUUAAGGAAAGUAACGGUUGUCAUGAGCUUCAUAUGGUUUGUGAACAGUCUGGUGUAUUAUGGUCUCAGUCUAAAUGUUGGUAGCUUUGGCCUGGACAUAUAUCUCACACAGCUUAUAUUUGGAGCUGUGGAAAUUCCAGCUCGUCUUGGAUCCAUGUUCAUAGUGCAGAUCAUAGGACGGAAGCUAAGUCAGUCGCUGUGUCUUUUACUAGGAGGAAUCGUUUGUCUCAUCAUUACUGCCAUUCCUAAAACACUGCCUAUUGUUAUCACCGUGCUCGCAGUUAUUGGAAAAUUUGCCAUUGCAGCCUCCUUUUCCAUUUGUUACAUUUAUGCUGCAGAGUUAUUCCCCACGAUCAUCAGGCAGAAUGGAGUGGGACUUUGCUCUAUGACAGCCAGAGUAGCUGGAAUAAUUUCUCCGCUCAUCAUUCUUCUGGAUAAGUACCACUCGGCUAUACCAAUGGGCAUUUAUGGCAGUGGGCCCAUCAUUGGAGGCCUGCUCUGCUUCCUCCUACCAGAAACACGAAACAAGGACCUUCAAGACCAUACACACGAGGCCAAUGGCAUUCCAAGAUCUUCUAACCUUCCAAUAGAACAGCUCAUAGAUGAAAAUCAAGAGAAAGAAGCAGAUCCUUCACAAGAGCAAAAAAGAACACGCUUAUAAAAGGCUUUGAAUGUGUGGUGGCCCAGUACAGGAGGUGUUACCUCGUACCUUCACUGUCCUGUCAGGCAGCAUCCUUCAUUGUCCCCUCCUGCAUUAGUUUCCCCAUUGUAAAUAUGUUGUACUGUAUAAAAUGUGUUAUCACUCUGUUAUACCAUGUGAUAUACCAUGCGAUUGUUACCCAGGAGAUACCAGUGACCAGGUGACCCCAAGAGUGACCUAUGGGCUCCCUGCUAGUCUCCCCCAUAUAAGCCCUGGGUGGAGCUAGAUUCUCUCUCUUUUGCACCAAGUCAUUGCUGAGGUCAGUCGUGCCUAGUGUGUGUGUCCAGAGUAUUGGAGGCCUCAACUUAAGUCCUGCAGCCACAGUCAAGUGCAAGCAAGCUAUACCUGCAGCAUUGUCCGUCAUCAGUCAAGUCAAGUCACUUUCUGUCAAAUUGUCAAGCAACGUGGCCUGCACUAAAUUUCCUAGUCCUACUACAAGUCCCAGCAAGCCCUUAAGGUCUCUGAGUCACUGGUCACCUCCUUGGGCCCUGGCUGAACUGUAUAGACUUUACCAACUGUCUACCCUCAGUAAAGCUACUGUUGUCCGUAACUUGGCGUUGGAGUCUUUAUUGCCCCGUGCCUAGCCCAGGAUCCAGCGGUAUACAUUCGUGUGGUUAUAGGCUAAACCACACCCUGGCGUGACGGAUACAAGGGGUUAAUGCCAUCUGCCCCUAGGUUAACAACAUCUGCCCUCAUCACACCCCGUUACCACAAAUGGGUUUUUAUUAUGAACAGAUUUCUAUCGGAGUUCUUGCUGCCAUCAUGAUAAGACAGUAAUAUUGUAUCCUGUGUGGAUCUACAUAGUUCAGUAAGAUUAUGGUUAAUAGAACAGUUUACACCAUUUCCAAGUAGAUAGUUUGCAGAAUUUAUUCUGUAAUAAGAAGCACACAGAAUGUUAAAUGGACAAUAUCUGAUAAAAGCUGUAGAUGAAAAACGUUUUAUAUUGCUCAAAGUACAGCAAUGGGUUAUCAGCUCUAAUAAAUGAAUAAAUAUGACUCUAGCAUAAAUAUAGUUGUGUCUGCUCCUCUAUUAUGACUCUAUGACCUCACCCUUAAAGGGGUACUUCACCCCUAGACAUUUUAUCAGUCUGAUCGUGGGGGUCCCGCCACUGGGGACCCCCG